CGUGACUAGGUUAUUAUCGGUAAGAUACUACGGCUAGAGCUUAGACUCCUUAGAGGUACAUACAUGUAGUUAAAAGGUACAAAGUAGAUAAUGUACCUGACUGGUUUAGUCCAAGUCAUAGCGUGCCUGCAUUUUUUAAACAGCCAUGCAGGGGUUAGUACAAUUAAGAGGGUUCUCUGAUAAUCAAAUAAUCAAAUAAUCAAAUAAUCUCAAUCAACAAAAUUUAGUGGAUUCCCUGCGAUAUAUCCACUUCUUCGCACUUACUCUUGCUUGCUUCUCUUCGCCUUCUUUUAUCCUCUUCACCCUCCCUUCACGUCAACUUCCUCUCCAUCUUGAAGGGUCGUCCUCCUUCUCUUAUCUCCUAAUAUCCUCUACCACCUAACUCUCUCUUAGAGGUGGUUUUUGAGGCUUCUUACACAAUAUUCUUUAUCCUACAAACAAAUAUCUGCAAAUCAGUAAUAGUUUGCGACGCGAACCCUUGAUCAGCUGGCUUGUCUCCUUUUUAAGACCAAGUCAAGUCGACUCGACGAGUAACUGCGGUCAUCAUGGCUGCAAACGCCACGAGUUUUACCUCGCCCCUGGCGGACUUCAAGCUCGCGGCUGGUAACCUGCCUCCUCAGGUUGACCAAGUGUUCGAGACCAUCGCCAAUGCUACUUUCAUGACAUGGGUGUGGACUAUCGUCGCCUUAGCCAUCGCAUAUGACCAAAUCAGCUAUUUUAUGCACAAGGGUAAUAUCGUCGGCCCGUGGUUCAAACUCCCCUUUAUGGGACCCUUCCUAGAGUCAAUGAACCCCAAGUUUGAAGGGUAUUUGCAGAAGUGGCAGAGUGGACCUUUGAGCUGCGUUUCGAUCUUUCACAAAUUUGUUGUCAUUGCUUCCACUCGCGACCUGGCCCGAAAAGUCUUCAACUCCCCAACAUAUGUCAAGCCAUGUGUUGUUGACAUCGCUACUAAAAUUCUCGGAGAGGAUAGCUGGGUGUUCCUGGAUGGAAAGGCCCACGUUGACUACCGCAAGGGUCUAAAUGGCCUCUUCACCCGUAAGGCCCUCGAGUGCUACUUGCCUGGACAGGAGGCUGUCUACAAGACGUAUUUCGCUAGGUUCCUCAGCAUCACCAAGGAGGCCGAAGGCAAGCCUCUCCCUUUUAUGCACGAAUUCCGCGAGCUCAUGUGCACCGUCUCCCUUCGAACCUUCGCUGGGUACUAUAUGCCGGAUUCCGCAUUGAAAAAGAUUGCCGAUGACUAUUACUUGGUAACUGCUGCUCUUGAUCUUGUCAACUUCCCCGUCAUCAUUCCCUACACCAGAACCUGGUACGGCAAGAAGGCCGCGGAAAUGGUAAUGGAUGAGCUUGCCAAGUGCGCUGCCAAGUCCAAGGUUCGUAUGGCGGCUGGCGGUGAGAUCACUUGCAUCAUGGACGCCUGGAUUAAGGACAUGAUCGCCUCGAAGAAGUGGAGGGAAGCAACCGAAAAGGGCCUUUCCACUGAAGACCUUGUGAAGCCAUCUCCUCUGUUGCGCGACUUUAGCGAUAUGGAGAUCUCGCGAACCCUCUUUACGUUCCUCUUCGCCUCGCAGGAUGCUACGUCGAGCGCUGCCACCAAUUUGUUCCAGAUUUUGGCCAACCGACCCGACGUUCUAGACAGAGUCCGAGAGGAGAACUACCGUGUGCGCAACGGCGAUAUCUAUGCACCCGUGAACCUGGAUCAGCUCGAGUCGAUGACCUAUACCCGUGCAGUUGUCAGAGAGCUUCUGCGAUGGCGCCCACCAGUUAUCAUGGUCCCUUACAAGACCAAGAAAGCCUUCCCCGUCACUCCCACCUAUACUGUCCCCAAGGGUGCCAUGGUCAUCCCGACUACGUAUAUGGCGCUGCGCGACCCUGAAGUCUAUGAGAACCCCGACGAGUUUGACCCUGAACGAUACUACACUGGCGACGCGGAAGAGAAGGGUGCCAAGAACUAUCUUGUAUUUGGCACUGGACCUCACUACUGCCUUGGUCAGCAGUAUGCUCAGCUCAACUUGGCGCUCAUGAUCGGAAAGGCUUCGAUUCAGCUCGACUGGGAGCAUCACGCCACUCCUGAGUCGGACGAAAUCAAGGUCUUUGCUACCAUAUUCCCUAAGGACGACUGCCCCCUAACGUUUAAAGAGAGAAAGUGGUAAAAAAUGAAGCCAGACGUAGGCUUGAGGUUACGAAAGACAUGAAUCGUAGAAUAACAAUAUUAAUAGUAAUGAUGGUCUUGCAUAUGGGUUAUUGCUGAGGAUAUGUCGACGCCACCGACAACAAGGAUAUCCAUAGUAACAGCUGAAUCAGACCGAAGUUUUUUGAAGAAUGAGUGAAGACUACCGUUGCCUAAACCAAGGUACCUUAUGGGUGGUAUGGGCGGGUAUUGGUGGAGAGUCUCACGAUGUCAGAUAUGGUCGAUGUUGAAAUAGAUGUAAUAUAAACGGCGACUAUAUGUACCGAAUGAUAUCGCUAAGACGAUGAUAACAUUAAGGGUUUUUGAAGAAAAAAUGUGUAAUGAUAUUGAAAGGGAAAGAGUUGAAUUUUCGAAGUUGAGAUGUAAGGCUCAGAAGUUAUGUAGGAAGUGAGAAUUACCUACUACUAAGGUUAGUAUGCUUGGUACAUAUAGGCAACCAUCAAUGAUGGAUGUUAGUCGUAUGGAUGUAUUGAUG
This is a messenger RNA of Hypoxylon fragiforme, 2663 nucleotides long. RefSeq names its product cytochrome P450 61. Gene Ontology annotation, molecular function: iron ion binding; oxidoreductase activity, acting on paired donors, with incorporation or reduction of molecular oxygen; heme binding. Gene Ontology annotation, biological process: sterol metabolic process. NCBI's taxonomy places the organism in Eukaryota, Fungi, Ascomycota, Sordariomycetes, Xylariales, Hypoxylaceae. The record is from RefSeq and is a predicted model, not a curated record. Bases 546 to 2150 code for a protein of 534 amino acids. The transcript has 4 exons.